Zophobas morio is the source of this 1013-nucleotide messenger RNA. RefSeq lists its product as uncharacterized. NCBI's taxonomy places the organism in Eukaryota, Metazoa, Arthropoda, Insecta, Coleoptera, Tenebrionidae. Gene Ontology annotation, molecular function: phosphatidylinositol bisphosphate binding. Gene Ontology annotation, cellular component: membrane. The record is from RefSeq and is a predicted model, not a curated record. Bases 64 to 978 code for a protein of 304 amino acids. The transcript is spliced from 7 exons.
AUCAAAACAAAAUUAUUGGCAGUUUUUUUGUGAAAUAGGCAACAUCGCAACCCAGUCUUAAGAAUGUUGAAUCGAGACGCAGAUCGCCUGUUUGACAAAGCGGCAAAAAUAUUUAACAGUAGUGGAAAAAAGUUAAGUGAAGACGUGCUUCGGCUGCAAGAAUGGCUCGAAACGCAACCCCACCUUCCAAACAUGUUGGAUGGACACGCCCUUCGGAAUUUUUUGAUUCUGAACAAGUGCAGUAUCGAAAUUGCUAAACAAAAAAUCGACAAUUAUUAUUCGGCUAGGGCAAAAGUGCCAGAAGUGGCCAACGAAAUGAAUCCGAAGCUGCCUUAUCAUAAGGAAUUUAAUAGUAUGGUAUACUUAGUUGAUCACCCCCAAUUAACAGACGACAUGUACAAACUCACAUUUUUCAAAGCAAAAGGAGAAACUGUAUCACCCAACUAUAAACCGGUUAAUUUUAUGAGAAAAAUAACUACUAUGGCGGAGUUAAAAUUGCGACAUGACGUCAUGUAUGGAGACAUUUUUGUCGUAGAUUGCAAAGGAUUCACUUUAAAUGUCGCUCUGAGAAUCACACCUAUGAUGUUUUACAAAGUUGCCGUUGUUCUUUACGAUGGAGUUAUGUCUUCUCGUAUCAAAGCUGUACACUUGGUAAAUAUGGCGCCACCGUUAACUAAAAUAUUAAAUAUUGGAAAAAGCUUCAUAAAACCGAAACUAUUUCAAAGGAUUCAUAUUCAUCCAGAGGAAGAUUGUUUGAAGAAAGUCAUUCCUUUGAAUUUGCUGCCUACUGACUACGGCGGCGAAGGACUAUCUUUGCAACAACUAGACGAUGCACUGGAGGCAAAAUACUCACAAAAUCAAGAACUGUUUGAUCGCUUGGACGAAAUUAAAAUAGAUGAGAAACUGAGACCUCAGAAACUGAAAGAUGACAAUACUCUAGGUUUCUACGGCAGCUUUACUAAACUUGAAAUCGACUGAAGCAUCCGAUUCAAAAACAAUGUUGUUUGUAUUAA